This is a messenger RNA of Gongylonema pulchrum, 408 nucleotides long. Lineage: Eukaryota; Metazoa; Nematoda; Chromadorea; Rhabditida; Gongylonematidae. The record is from the annotation of a GenBank genome assembly.
CUGAAAAUUAUUGUUCCGCCGACAAGUUCUUGCUGCAGUGAAUUAUCGGGACGUGUGAUAAGCAAUGAAGAGGAAUGUUUAGCAGCAGUGGAUUCAUUACACGAACGAGGCGUAAAAAUUGUCGUAGUAACGAGUGGUCUUGAAACCUCAACAACAAAAUACUGCUAUGGAUCCGUUUACAAAGGGUCAAACGAACCUCCACUUCAAUACCGUUUUGAUAUACCAGCACUUCCAGGAAUGUUUGUGGGUACCGGUGACGUCUUUACAAGUCUGCUUCUUAUUUGGAUGGAUAAACUGAACGGCGAUCUCAAUCUAGCAAUUCAAAGGGCUAUCGGUACGCUACAAGGCUUACUGCGUCGCACUGGCCAGAAAGCUUACGGUAAUGUCUUCAUUUUACUCUACAAAUAA